Symbiodinium necroappetens is the source of this 2446-nucleotide messenger RNA. NCBI's taxonomy places the organism in Eukaryota, Dinophyceae, Suessiales, Symbiodiniaceae. The record is from the annotation of a GenBank genome assembly.
GUCGAAGUAUCGUGGCUUUGAUGCCACGCCCCCUGCUCAGGGGUUGUAUGAUCCGCGCAAUGAGAAGGACAGCUGUGGAGUUGGAAUGGUAGCCGACAUCACAGGCGCGCCGUCUCGGACAAUUGUCGACGGAGCUCUGCAGGUGCUGGAGAACUUGGAUCACAGAGGCGCUCGUGGCUGCGAGAAGGACACUGGCGACGGUGCUGGCAUCUUGUGUGGUAUUCCCGAUCGAUUCAUGCGGCGUGUUGCGGCGGAAUUGUCAGUGGAGCUCCCUCCUCCUCGUGAGUAUGCAGUUGGCAACGUCUUUCUUGACCGCUGCGAAGAUGGAACUACGGAAGGCAAAAGGAUAUUUGAGCAGGUAUUGGCUUCAAUUGAUGGUCUCCGCAUGAUCACUUGGCGCCGGGUGCCGGUUGAAUCGGAGUGCCUGGGCAAGACUGCCAGAGAUCACGAGCCGACCAUCGAACAAGCCUUCAUUGCUGCAGAAGGCGCUUUGAAGAAGGACGUGAAGAAAUUCGAAGCAGCUCUUUUCGUCCUCCGGAAGCGUGCUGCCAACCUGGCUGCUCAACAGCCUGGGCUUCCUUUCUACGUGUGCUCGUUGUCUCCGAGAAUCAUCAACUACAAGGGCAUGCUCACAUGUCCAGGUCUCGUCAGAUAUUUCCUGGACCUGCAAGAGGAUGACUUCGAGUCUCACGUUGCGCUGGUUCAUAGCCGAUUCUCUACCAACACCUUCCCUGCGUGGAGACGCGCUCAUCCAUUCCGCCACAUCUGCCACAAUGGUGAAAUCAACACGCUCAAAGGAAAUGUGAACUUUGCGCGAGCGCGUGAAGGAUUGAUGAAAUCCGAGCUUCUGGGGCCUCAGCUGGAACAAUGCUUUCCUUUGAUGGAACUGGAUCAGACGGACAGUGGAAUUUUCGACAACUUCUUGGAAGUGCUGACAAUUUCAGGACGAACACUGCCGGAGGCUGUGGCCAUGAUGAUGCCACCUGCAUGGGAGAAUUUGGACUCCAUGGACUCGAAGCUUCGAGACUACUAUAAGUACCAAGCAGCCAUCAUGGAACCCUGGGAUGGGCCAGCACUCGUCUGCUUCACGGAUGGUGACGGUGUCGGAGCUUCGCUCGACAGAAAUGGUCUCCGGCCAUGCCGCUACUAUGUGACGAAAGACAACAAGCUAAUCGUCUCUUCGGAGUGUGGUGUGCUGAAGCAGCCUGCAGACAGCAUCGUUGCAAAGGGGCGCUUGUCACCAGGCAAGAUGCUCUGGGCAGACUUCGGCAAGCAUACCUUGACUCAGGACGGUGAGCUGAAGGCCCAGUUUGCUUCUGUCUUGCCUUGGGGGGAUUGGUUGAAGACCGAAGCAAUGACUAUGGAGACUUUGUUGAAUGCAGGCUCUUCGACGCUUCCAUCAGUUCCUCAAGAUCUGCGAGCGCCACUUCUCCGUGCUUUCGGCUACACACAGGAGUCCUUGGAGUUGCUGCUCCUUCCCAUGGGAAAGGAUGGGGAAGAAGCCCUGGGGAGUAUGGGCAACGACACGCCAUUGGCUUGCCUGUCUGAGCAGAAUCGUCCGGUCUUCGACUUCUUCUACCAGCUUUUCGCACAGGUGACCAACCCGCCUAUCGAUCCGAUUCGUGAGUCAGUCGUGAUGUCGCUAGGAUGCUGGGUCGGUCCCGAGACCAAUGUGCUGAGCUCACCCAGCCCUCAGCACUGCCAGCGGUUGUGGUUGGACAAGCCAUGCUUGCUUCCGGCUGAGAUGGCUGCCUUAUCCCGCACGACGGACCUCAAGGGUUGGAAGAUCAAGUCCUGCGACACCACUUUCCCUGUCACUGAAGGUGCAACUGGCAUGGAGCACCACCUGGCAAGGGUGUGCAAGGAAGCGACGGCGGCUGCCAAGAAUGGUUUUCAAAUCAUCGUGCUCUCAGACAGGUCUUUAUCUGAAAAGCAUGCCCCAAUGCCGUCGCUCCUGGUUAGCGGUGCCGUGCAUCAAGCACUUGUGUCGGAGAAGCUCCGCACCAAGGUCGCGCUUGUGCUUGAGAGUGGAGAGCCCUUCGAAGUGGCACAUCAUGCGCUAUUGCUGACUUUUGGCUGUGACGCUAUCUUCCCUUACAUGGCCUACGAAGCCUUGCAGCUUCUGGGAGACGAGGGGAAGUUCGGAGACAGCUGGUCAAAAGAAGAGAAGUUCGCGAAGUAUCAGAAAGCUGUUGGAAAGGGCCUGCUGAAAAUUAUGGCCAAGAUGGGCAUCUCCACACUGCGCAGCUACAAGGGUGCUCAGAUCGCGGAUGCCAUCGGUCUGAGCAAGGAAGUGGCCGAAAUGUGCUUCACUGGCAUUGCAAGUCAGCUGGGCGGCCUCGGCUUUGAGCAGAUUGCUUUGCGAACACUUUCUGUUCAUGAUCGUGGCUUCUCCCCGGACGGCGGCUAUACUGUGACUCGCCCAGUUGACUUCCGUUCUUAUUGA